This is a messenger RNA of Adineta steineri, 518 nucleotides long. NCBI's taxonomy places the organism in Eukaryota, Metazoa, Rotifera, Eurotatoria, Adinetida, Adinetidae. The record is from the annotation of a GenBank genome assembly.
CCUUUUGAUUUCUCGUGAUUUCUACUUGAUUUCUAGUAUGGAAAUCAGUUUGUUCCCCCUUGGUACCACCAGUCGACUCAACACAGCCCAGAGUAUCUACUUGAGCAAUCAGAAACAGAUGGUUAUAGUUUUAGGUAUGAGAGAAUAUUACAAUCUAACAGUAGAAGUUGUACAGCUCAUAGAUGAAUUCAGAUAAUGAUUAUUCACUAAUUAUAAUUCUUUAUUUGUACACAAAAAAACUAGCUAUAGCAGUAACACAAAAUUCAACAUCACAAAUUUUAUGUUUUAUUGCUCCAAUAACAUUAGCUGCAAGUAAUCUGAUUUUUUAUACGAAAUCCAAUGGUGAAGCAAAUAUUUUACUUGAUUUCGAUUUUAAAUCUUUUGAUCUUAUCAGUACAAUCUUUUCCGUAGCCAUUUGUAAUAGUGUACUUAAUGGUAAUUCUAAUUGGAUGCAAGGUAUACAAUUAUUAUUAGCUUAUGGAACUAUUGCAACUGGUUUCUUUUAUAUGCCUUUUUAA